Messenger RNA from Ricinus communis (castor bean), 2057 nucleotides. Its product is annotated as tetratricopeptide repeat protein 38. The transcript has 14 exons. The record is from RefSeq and is a predicted model, not a curated record. Lineage: Eukaryota; Viridiplantae; Streptophyta; Magnoliopsida; Malpighiales; Euphorbiaceae. The coding region runs from base 319 to 1725 and encodes 468 amino acids. Gene Ontology annotation, molecular function: protein binding.
CAAAAAGGCGAGAAGUAAAAUGAACAGGCAGAGACAGCCAGUGAUGCCAUCACAGGCUCAUAAACAAACAGUGGGAGCCGAAAUCCAUCAAUAAGUAACUUUCGGAAGAUCCAAUUUGGAUAAAUCGACUGCCCAUAAUGAAAAAGAUUCGUACGGGAAACAAAGACAGUGAGUCAUAACGCGAACCGACAUUGGUGUCCCCGAUACACUUGUAUGUCCUAAUUCUCAUGUAAUAAAAAACAAAACACCGAAGCUGAAACUUGCUCAAAAUUGCACUUUCAAUUAUAAGGGAGAUUAGAAAAGAAAGUCGAGAGAGAAAUGGAAGGAGAUUUAAAAUUAGACAGAUGGGGAUACCAAGUCAAGACUAACUCUGAUGCUUGCAUUUCUGUUAUCAACUCUUAUUACCAUCAGGUGUUAAGCUAUGGGAGAGAGAGGCGUGUGAUUCUUGAAGCUCCUCUUCACGAUCAUGAUUGCGUUUUAGCUAACAUUUUAGCCGCUCAUUUUCUCUGCUCUGGUGAUUCUUCUCGAGCUGCUCCUUAUAUUCAGGCCGCAAAGUCUCGACUUGAAGAAGCUACCUUGUAUGAGAAAGCGGUUUUUGAUACUAUUAGCUCUUUAAUUUCUGAUAAUAGAGACGAUGAUGUUGCUGUCGAAUGCCAUGCUAAGCUCUUGAAUGACUACCCGAAAGAUCUGGUUUCCCUCAAAAGGGCUCAAGUUCUUUGCUUCUACAUGGGUAGACCUGACCUGUCUCUGGGCCUUGUUCAGCAGGUUCUAUCCAAAAAUGAACGAGAAGAUUAUAUAUAUGGCUUGCUUGCUUUUCCUUUAUUAGAGCUGGGACGAAUAUCUGAAGCUGAGAAAGCUGCAAGAAAGGGAUGUGAGAUAAACAAGCAUGAUUACUGGUCACAGCAUGCUGUGUGCCAUGUUCUUCAGUAUGAGUGCCGUUUUAAAGAAGCAGUAGAUUUCAUGGAAGAUUGCUCAUCGUCAUGGAGUCCUUGUUCAUCGUUUAUGCUGACACAUAAUUGGUGGCAUGUAGCUCUCUGCUACCUGGAAGGUCAUUCUUCUAUGCAAAAAGUAUUAGGAAUUUAUGAUCAUCAUAUCUGGAAGGAGUUGGAAAGAGACGGUGCAACCUCUCCAGAGGUAUACCUGAAUGCCUUGGGGUUGUUAUUGCGUGUGUAUGUGCAGGGUGAAUUUGAUGCCUUUAAGGACCGUCUGAAGAUCUUAGCAGACAGAGUAAAAGAUGAAGCAAACUGGUAUUUAGAAUGGCUCCUUGAUGUGUUAAUAUUAUGGGCCUUAGCUAAAACUGGUGAAUUAUCAAAAGCAGAAGACUUGCUCAACGGCUUGAAAUCCAGAAUUUCUAAGAUGAACAAGAAGAAGCAACAAUUAAUGCAGAGAGGAGUCCAGCUUGCUGAAGCCUUGUACGAGUAUGGAAGGGGCAACAACAAACAAGCACUGGAUGUACUAGGCCCUGAUUUUAAUGCCUAUGAUUGUAAGAUGAUCGGAGCAUCUGAUGAGCAACUUGAUGUGUUUAAUGAAGUCUGGUACAGUAUGUUGUUGAAUACUGGACAAGCUACUAAGGCGAUUGAAGCAAUAGAGGAACAGAUCAAGAAGAGAGAAGGAGCCCCUUUCAUGUGGCGCUUGCUGGAAAAAGGCUAUGCAAUGACUGGUAGGCAUGAAGCUAAAGUUGCUGGUGAGAAGGCCAAGGCAUUAGAAUCUGCAUACUUCCUCUGAAUGGGAUGGAUUCAGAGGAAGUAUGCAGCUCAAUCAAUUUACUGUGUUACUCAGGCUAGCACUUAAAACUGGUGGAAUCAUCGCUGGCCUAAAUAAUAUGGUGUUUCCUAUAAUGUAUAUAAAUAAAUUCAGCUCGAUAAGACAUUGGUAAUUUCCGAAUACCAGCAUUACCUUUUAAAUUUCACUUAACAUAUAAUGUAAAUGCAAAUAAUAAUGAUGGUAAGCAUAGCAUUCUGUAAAAGGCCUUUGCCUUUGUGAGUUAGCACAGUGGAAGUUGAAUUCUUGUAGGCCUCAUAUUUAUUCCAUUUCAACAAAAGUGACGUUUUCUUGUA